AUGUCUCCCGCGCCAGUUCGCUUCGAAGAGGUGGCGUACAAUUACGGAUUUAUCCCUGUCGAGCCACACACAAAUCGCGGCUACUGCCUAGUGUACCGCCUAUUUAAGGAGUGCAUGGAGGAGCCAGGCAAGGUUGUGCUCAUUCGCGGAAAUGAAUGGGUAAUUCAAAUGAAAGACAUCAGUGGACCGUUGGAUGAACGUGAAAAAAUCACCAUCUUCUGUCAGGAUAUAAUUGACUACUAUCCCUUCAACUUCAAGAGCAAGGCUGUUGGCUUCUUAAUUCAAGCCAGACGACGCUCGAAGACGGGAUACUGGUUUGUUGUAUUUCAGCGAGAAGGACAGCUCGAAGCUUUUUGCUCCUUCCUCUACUGGCUCAUACAUGGACGGUUGCGACGGCACGGACAGUCCCUGUCCCCCAAUCGCGAUCUCAGAUCUGCCAGUCGUUACCACAAUUCACCGCCCAGACAGCGCUCGAGACCACGAUCUCACGUUUACGCUGAUCAACACAGUCUGAAAUACGGAGGUCGCGAAUCCGUAGUAGUCUCGUGCAAUUCUUCUGGCCUCACUCUCUACAAGCCUGAAUCCCUCAGGACAUCUUAUUCUCCUUCAUACACCUACUACGAAUCAUCAGCACCUCGCAGACUUACACGCUCGACUGAGCGCCCAUCGCGCUACUGA
Messenger RNA from Hydatigera taeniaeformis, 678 nucleotides. The record is from the annotation of a GenBank genome assembly. NCBI's taxonomy places the organism in Eukaryota, Metazoa, Platyhelminthes, Cestoda, Cyclophyllidea, Taeniidae.